AUGCGCCUGGACCUACAGCGUGCAGAUAACAACAGCCUUGAUGUAGGCAGAGGAUGCGCUAAUGCAGGUACUCUGUUUGUCAAGCGUGUUCCUGCAUUUCCAGGAGUUGCUGUCGCAGGCGCAGGCGCAGGCGUAGGUGUAGGCGUAGGCGUAGGCGCAGGCGUACGGUAA
This is a messenger RNA of Plenodomus lingam JN3, 171 nucleotides long. The record is from RefSeq and is a predicted model, not a curated record. NCBI's taxonomy places the organism in Eukaryota, Fungi, Ascomycota, Dothideomycetes, Pleosporales, Leptosphaeriaceae.